GUCGAAUUGUUUGUUGUGAAAGGACCCUAUCGUGUACAAAAAAUUGCGAACUUGUCGACUAGUUUCAAAGUCCACCAGAAUACGGGUUAUAAUAUCACUGAGUAUCAAACAUAUUGCAAUCAUUCCAAUCCCAGUCUAGUUGCAAUGAGACAUUAGUAAUAGUGUUUUAGUUGUGGUAGGUUAGAGAAACAAAAUUGCGGCGUUCCCCACUUAAAUUUUUAACUCAAACAAGUGUGUCAAGUGUUUUUUUAGUACGCUUUUUUUUUAACAUGGCUAGCACAUUAAGAAGAACAGCCUACCAUACAGCAAGGAGGUUGAGCAUUCCAUCUUUAAAACUUGCUAUUCGCAAUAGCAGUACUUUAGAGAAGAAUAUUUUAACUUCACCUUUCAAAGACAUUCCCAAAGUGAACUAUACCAUCCCUGAGUUUGUCUGGCAGAACUUGGACAGAUGGCCGGAUAAGACUGCAACUGUAUGUGCAGUAACAGGCCAUGGCUACACUUAUGCGCAAACACACAGAAUGUCCGUCGCUUUCGCAGCAUCGCUUAGGACCAAGCUGAAGCUAAGGAACGAUGACAAGGUGGCGAUAAUCCUGCCCAACCUUCCCGAAUAUCCAGUCGCGUUGUUCGGCACGUUAGAAGCCGGCUGCAUAGCGACGCUCAUGAAUCCGGCCUACACUGCUCAUGAGCUGCAACACCAGCUAUCAAAGAUCGACUGCCAAGCGAUAAUCGCCUCCAAACUCUCUUACGCUAACAUAAAAGGCGCCCUGGACUCUCUAAAGAAAGACAUUCCUAUUAUCCUAGUGGACAACGAAAACCUACCCGAAGGGACGAUAAAAUUCGCAGAAUUCGCCGAAGAUUUCAACCUAUGUACUGACUGUUUGAAAUCAGUUAAGAGAGAGCCGAACGAUGUGGCCAUAUUGCCGUUUUCCAGCGGGACCACCGGGUUUCCAAAGGGUGUGGUGUUGAACCACAGGAGUGUGGUGGCUAUGAAUCAGCAGAUCUCUGAUCCGGAUAUUAUUGUGAUUGAAGAGACUUCUGAAAGCCACCAAGCCGUCCUGCCAGCAGUGCUACCCUUCUUCCACAUCUUCGGGUUCAACGCGCUGAUGGUGAACCAGAUGUAUCUCGGCGUGAAGCUGGUGACCAUGCCGUACUUCAAGCCGGACCUGUUCCUGCAGAGCCUUGUCAAGCACCAGGCGAAUGUGCUGUUCCUCGUUCCUCCCAUGGUGGUGUUCCUGGGCAAGCACCCGGCCGUGCAGGCGGCGCACCUGCAGAGCGUGUACGGCGUCAUCAGCGGCGCCGCGCCUGUCUCGGAGACCGACGCUGCCGCCGUGCUCAAGAAAAAUCCAAAAAUCAACUUCCGUCAAGGCUACGGUCUGACGGAAACCAACGGGGCGGCGACGAUCGGGUUCAACGUCGACGACAACCACGCCGCCGUCGGCCACGUGCUGCCCAGCUCGCAGAUCAAGAUCGCAGACAUUCAGACACACGAGGCCCUGCCCGCUGGAGAGGAAGGUGAAAUCUGGUACCGCGGCCCCAACGUAAUGCAGGGCUACUACGACGAUGAAGAAGCGACCGCACAGGUGUUCCGAGACGGCUGGUAUAAGACCGGCGACAUUGGCAAGUACGACGACAGCCGAUACCUGUACGUGACUGACAGGAUUAAGGAGCUCAUCAAGGUGAAAGGUUUCCAAGUAGCCCCCGCCGAAGUAGAAGCCAUUAUCCGAACUAACCCCAAAGUGGCGGACUGCGCCGUCAUCGGCGUCCCCGACCCCGUCUCGGGCGAGGUGCCGAAAGCUUUCAUAGUGCCGCAACCUAACCAAACCAUUUCUCCCGAGGAACUCAAGGAAUAUGUUAAUAGUAAGUUAGUGUCGUUCAAACAUCUUAAGGAGGUUCAGAGCAUUGAAGCUAUACCGAAAAACGCGGCCGGCAAGAUUUUGAGAAAAGACUUGAAGGCUAAGUACUGUUAAGA
Leguminivora glycinivorella is the source of this 1969-nucleotide messenger RNA. RefSeq names its product 4-coumarate--CoA ligase 1-like. The transcript has 10 exons. Lineage: Eukaryota; Metazoa; Arthropoda; Insecta; Lepidoptera; Tortricidae. The record is from RefSeq and is a predicted model, not a curated record. Gene Ontology annotation, cellular component: mitochondrion. Gene Ontology annotation, molecular function: long-chain fatty acid-CoA ligase activity. Bases 270 to 1967 code for a protein of 565 amino acids. Gene Ontology annotation, biological process: fatty-acyl-CoA biosynthetic process; long-chain fatty acid metabolic process.